Nycticebus coucang (slow loris) is the source of this 4768-nucleotide messenger RNA. Its product is annotated as butyrophilin subfamily 2 member A2-like. The transcript is spliced from 8 exons. The record is from RefSeq and is a predicted model, not a curated record. Gene Ontology annotation, biological process: regulation of cytokine production; T cell receptor signaling pathway. Bases 2191 to 3756 code for a protein of 521 amino acids. Gene Ontology annotation, cellular component: external side of plasma membrane. Gene Ontology annotation, molecular function: signaling receptor binding. NCBI's taxonomy places the organism in Eukaryota, Metazoa, Chordata, Mammalia, Primates, Lorisidae.
GGUCAGAAGUAAGACAUGGAUCUCACUGAGCUAAACUCUAGAUGUUACAGGCUGCAUUCCACUCUGGAAGCUGAAGGGAAGAAUCUGUUUUCUUGGUAUUACAGAUUGUUGACAGAGUACAAGUCCCUAGAAUUUUAGACCUGAGGUCACAGUUCCUGCCUGGGUAUUAGCUGAGGGCUAGUCCCAGCUCUAAAGGCUGCCUCAACCUGGCUCCUAGCUCCCUCCUCCAUUCAAAGCAUCAACAGAAGGUUGACUAUUUCUCAAUCUUAGCUUUUUCUUGAUUCUUUUUCUAUUUCAUCUCUUUUGACUCUUCUGCCUUCUACUUUAAGUACUUGUGCUAUUUGAGACUGAGUGCACCCAGACAAGUCAGAAUAAUCCCUCUACUUUAAUGACCAAACCUUAAUUCAAUGUGUAAGAUCCACUUUGCCACAUAAUACAUCAGACCCACAAGUUUUAGAGGGGCAAUUGUUGGGAGGUGAGAGGAUGGGAGUGCUAUUCAGCCUGCCACACGUGUUUGGGAAGUGAUGCCAGGAAACACAAGCACAGAAAGAAAAUGAGUCAGAGAAGGGAGAGACCCAGUUAUAUAAAAAAUGGCAUUAAGCAUUCAUUAAUGAGUUACUAACGGUGUGGACAACUUGGCUGACUUCCACCCAGGAUUCUAAGACAUGAAAUUCUGGGGUAUACCAGAAUCUUCCUAAGAGCUGGGGAUAGAGUGGGAGGGGAACAUUCACAUCUUGCAUCCUCCUGUUCUUUAAUGAUUGAAGGUUUCCUCUUAGGAUCAGCUCUCAUGCAAGGGCUGUGCAUCACUGGUGUUAGAGACAGCCCUGAGGCAGAGGAGAAGAGAGGCAGACACCUUACAUCAGAAGUCAUGAUCCAUGCAGGAAACCAUCUGCCUCAGUUAUUGGUGAGAGAUGCCAAGAGAACAGAUCCAUAGCAUCUGUUCUCAGGGCUCUGCUUCUGAGAAUAUAGUGAAUAUACUGUCAAGAUAUAUUUGCCCUCCCUUCAACCCAUUCAUUUAUUCACAAGUGACCCCCUGUCUUCCAAUACAUGUCCUCAUCACACUACCCUUCUGCUUCACCACCUAGAUUCGAUCUGGGAUGGUCCUGUGGCCUGGCCAGGUCUCCUAUUGAUUUUUUUUUUUAUGUUAAAGAGGUUCUGAUGGCCAGUCUGCUAAUUUUCUUGGAAGCAAAAGAUUUCAUAAUGACUCAGUGGCACUUAGAGGAAUAUUGACAACUGUUCUUCAGAAAAGUUAUUCUGAAACAUAUCUGUACAAUGACAGUAGAGUCUGUGGUAGAAAGUAAGUGUCAAAUCAAAUGUUGCCAAAGGAUGAAGGCCAACUGGAACAUCUUCUGAACUUCCAUCUUCUCUCCCCAUUAGGAUCUCAUCUCCCUGAAGGAAAGGAUUUUUGACUCUCCCUCUGUAUCCUCAGCAACUUCUCCACCCAAUAGUUGUUGAAAAGCUACUGCAGCUGUUGUCUCUCUUUCCUUUUUCUCCCUUCCUGCCGCUCAUGCCUGCUUCCAGCAACCCCCUUCCCUCCUGACCUCCAAGCCUCCAUACCUAGCAGCUUGAACAGGACCAGUGCAAGAGAGCGAGCGCCACACCCACACCCAAUCACACAGGGACUGCCAUGCAUCAAAUAUCUAAGUCAGGAUACCCACCCCUUUAUGUAGACCUCACCUUCUGAACAGCAACGCCACUGAACUGCUGAGAAUCUUAAGGCUUUGAAAGAAAAAAAAAGAAAAAGAAUAACAAAGAAAAAUGUUUCUUAUUUUAGAAGAAAGAAAAGGGAGAUUAAAAAGACACAAUAUUCUCAAAAGUUUAUUUGCUAGUUGGCAUUUGUUUUUGUGCAUUCCACCUAGUAACCGGUGAGAAAUAAGGAUCAAGGAAACCAUUGGCUAGCUGACCCACAGCCGGCCAAUCCUGGGCUCGAAAGAGUUCAUUGGAAAUCUUGGGACUUUGUGGCCACGCGGGGCACCAGAUAUGAGCUCCCAACGUCGCAACUAAUGGGAGGUGAAAAAUUUUGCUCUUCUAUUUUGAGUCUGUUUGUUCUCGAGUGUUGCCUGUGCUCAUGGGCGGGUUGGAGAAAAGAGGGACGACUGGAAAAAUCAUCAUUUGGGGGGGUCAGAGGAGAAAAGAAAAUACAGAGGUUAAAUCUAGAAGGCUUGUGGUCACUGCCUGUGCUGGGUGAUUAUGUUCUUGGUACUUCCGAAGCCGGCUGCCUCCCUGCACGUCUCCCUGCCAGCUUCCCUCCUCCUCCACCUCCUCAGCCUGCUUGCACUGGUCUCUGCCCAGUUUACAGUCAAGGGACCAGCUGAUCCAAUCCUGGCCAUAGUGGGAGAAAACAUCACAUUACACUGCCACCUGUCCCCAGAGAAAAAUGCUGAGGACAUGGAGGUGCGAUGGUUCCGGACUCAGUUCUCCCCAGCAGUGCUGGUGUAUAAGGGCAGGCGAGAGAGAACAGAGGAGCAGAUGGAGGAGUACCGAGGAAGAACUACCCUUGUGAGCAAAGACAUCAGUAGAGGCAGCGUGGCGCUGGUCAUACACAAUGUCACAGCCCAGGACAAUGGCAUCUACCGCUGUUACUUCCAAGAAGGCAGGUCCUAUGAUGAGGCCAUCAUGCGCCUCAAGGUAGCAGGUCUGGGCUCUCAGCCCCUUGUUGAAAUGAAGGGACAUGAGGAUGGCGGCAUCCGGCUGGAGUGCACAUCCGGAGGGUGGUAUCCAGAGCCCCUGGCAAUGUGGAGGGACCCCUAUGGUAAGGACGUAUCUGCCCUGGAGGAGGCUUACACUGCUGAUGAACACGGCCUCUUCCUGGUGACCACAACUGUGAUCAUCAGAGACAGCUCUGUGAGGAACAUGUCCUGCUCUGUCACCAACACCUUGCUCGGCCAGGAAAAGGAAACUGUGGUUUUCAUUCCAGAAUAUUUCACACCCAGCAUAUCUCCAAUAGUUGUGAUCCUGGCUCUCAUCCUGCCUAUUCUCAUCAUCCUUAUGGCUGUGAGCAUGUGUUGCAUCAAGAAACUCCAGAGGAAAAAGAAGAUAUUGUCAGAGGAAAAGGAGGCAGAACAGGAAGAAAAAGAAAUUGCACGGCAACUUCAAGAAGAAUUGCGAUGGAGAAGAACACUCUUAAAUGCUGCUGAUGUGAUCCUGGACCCAGACACAGCUCAUCCUGAGCUCUUCCUGUCUGAGGACCGGAGAAGUGUGAGACGCGGCCCUUCCCGCCAGAGUGUGCCUGACAACCGUGAGAGGUUUGACUGUCGGCCUUGUGUCCUGGGCCGGGAGAGCUUCACCUCAGGAAAACAUUACUGGGAGGUAGAAGUUGAAAAUGUGAUGGGAUGGACAGUGGGUGUUUGUAGAGACAGUGUUGAGAGGAAAGGGGAGGCCCUGUUGCUUCCUCAGAAUGGCUUCUGGACCCUGGAGAUGUUUGAAAAUAAGUACCGGGCCCUAUCCUCCCCUGAGAGGAUUCUCCCUCUGAGAGAGCGUCUUUGUAGGGUGGGCGUCUUCCUGGACUAUGAAGCUGGAGAUGUCUCCUUCUACAACAUGAGAGACAGAUCACACCUCUACACAUGUCCCCGUUCAGCCUUUGCUGGCCCCCUCAGGCCUUUCUUCAGGCUGGGGUCUGAUGACAGCCCCCUAUUCAUCUGGCCAGCACUCAUGGGAGCCAAUGGUGUCAUGGUGCCUGAGGAGGGCCUGAUUCUUCACAGAUCACAAACCCACCACCUCCUACAAGACCAAUUCCCUGGUCUCCCAGCCACGUAGAGAAGCCCUCUCAGCUGCCACUGUUAGGGCCUCCUGGCUGAGUAUAGGCCUCCUUCCCUCUAGUCAUAUAAGCUGCUUCUUCACACCGGUUUUAGGGCUCAGCCUUGGCUCUCCCCCUCACCAGGCUGUGGCUUUUUUAUCUCCUCUGCUUGUCCGUAUGGGGAAGAUCUGGUGUUAGGCAGCUACUACUGUAACACAGCUCCCAGGCAAGACAAAAGUGUGAAAAGAUGGUGGGCAGCCAACCCGCUCCUUUACCAUCAUGGUGACAGUGUCAAUCCUGAUACUCCAGUUGGCAUCAGAUGUUGUGUACAUGGGAUGAGGGCAACAUAAUCCACCAGGAUGUAAGAGGAGGAGGGAACCACAUAUGGGGGUCAGAGACAGAGGUAGUGAGACCAGAGAGGUGGGAGAUGAUGAAGGUUGUGAGUGUCCCACCCUGACAGCUAAAGGGGUACUUUGAGAUGAUGGACUAUUUCCACCCAACCCCUAAGAUUUCCAGACCACACACCCACGGGCUUAGACUGAGAUGGAAACAAAUGAAGGACACAGAUGCAUGUUGAUCUGGGCUUGCUCAGGUGUCCCUGCGAUCAACAAGGUGUCAGUACUCAGUCACUGAGCAUCGCUUGAGGUUUAAUGUCCUGCCUGAGUAGUAAACUACCGCACCAGGUCUACCUUAGGGUUCAGGUUGAAAGGGGACAGCAGUGUUUUAAAGCUUUCUGGUCUCAGGAUGGCUUUAUAUCCUUAAAAAUUAUUAAGUAACCCAAGAAAAUUCUGUUCAUUUGAAUUAAUAUUUAUUAAUAUUUAUGGCAUUCUAGAUUGAAACUGAGAAAAUUUUCUAAAUAUUUAUGAAUUUACAUUAAAUAACAUUAACAAACAAAAUAUAAAUGAAUACAAGUAGCAUAUAUUAUGAAAAUAACUUAUUUCCAUGCAGAAUAAAUUUAUUGAAAAGUAUAAUACUGUUUUAUGUUUCACAAAUCUACUGUCUGCUUUAAUAAAAGAUAUCUGUAUUCUCAUA